UUUAGAAAUUAAGAAGCAAAAGUAGAUGGACAUUGAAUUUGUUCAAAAAUUAAAUUGGUAAGAACACAACAAAAUUAAAUUAUUCUAAUGGAUAUUUUAAUUGCAAAAUGAAUUUGAUUCAUACACGUCAGCGGUGAACAGGGCCCACCAACGUGUUAAAAAAGUCAAAAGCUGGUCAAGUAGGCCCCACUUCGGAGUGCCACGAGGGAUGCACAACCAAAUUCCCAACUUGAUGACACUCAGCCUUCGCCUUCACCUUCACCGAUUUUUGUAGUUUCUUCCUCCUAAAUUGUUCUCUUCCUAAAAUCUCCCGCAACCGCCCUAUUCAAACCAUGUCAUUUUCUUGCUAUCUAAUUAAUUACCCACAACCAAUAACUUCUCUACCAUUUCUAUACUUCAAUCUCUGAUUCCCUCAAACGCAGACCAAAUUAUGGCGACGCUAUAUUUGUUUCGUUUCGAUCUCUCUUCUAUCGGCCGGAGCGAAAAUCCCGGCCGUCAUCUCCACCGAUUCAGGGGACAAGGGCACUUAGAACCCUCGUGGGUCUUACGCCGACGGAAUGUGGUCGCCGUGAAGUCUGUCAAGGCGUUUUACGGUGGCGCGUAUGGGUUGAAUGAUAAUAAGACGGGUUUGAUCUGUACUGCCGAUGAGCUUCAUUACGUCUCGGUUCCUAACUCUGAUUGGAAGCUCGCUCUCUGGCGUUACCCCCCUUCUCUUCGGGCGCCAUCGAGGAAUCAUCCGCUUUUGCUGUUAUCAGGGGUUGGGAGCAAUGCUCUUGGAUACGAUCUUUCUCCAGAGUCCUCAUUUGCUCGCUACAUGUCCAACCAAGGAUAUGACACAUGGAUUCUUGAAGUUCGAGGAUUGGGACUUAGCACAACUGAGAAGAUAGAAUCUGAAACACUGGAAAAGCAGCCAUUAGUCAAGGCCAGUGUAUAUGAAAAUUCUGAGGGUUCCAAUGUCUCUUCUAGAGAUGGACAGACUUCUAACAUUGCUACUCAACUUGGGCAAUGGAAUAAGAAUCUUAUCAAUAUAAUUGACGGAGCUCAACAAUUGGGUCCAUUCCAGCCUUUUGUACAAGGUGUUACCUCUGCAUUAGAAGAGUUCCAGGAACAACUUGAUGUGUAUGAGAAGUACGAUUGGGACUUCGACCACUACUUGGAAGAAGACGUGCCUGCUGCGAUGGAGUACAUAAGGAAUCAAUCCAAACCAAAUGAUGGCAAGUUGCUAGCGAUCGGCCACUCGAUGGGGGGUAUCUUGCUAUAUGCCAUGAUCUCUCGCUGUAGCUUUAAGAAAGUUGAUCCGCAGUUAGCAUCAGUUGUUACUUUGGCUUCUUCACUUGACUACAGACCAUCAAAUUCAUCACUCAGACUUCUUUUACCUUUGAAAGAUCCUGCACAAAAUUUUAAUGUUCCAGUGUUUCCCAUCGGGCCAUUGCUUGUUAUUGCUCAUCCUCUUGCAUCACGUCCUCCUUAUGUUUUGGCUUGGUUAAAGGACCAAGUAUCUGUGGAAGACAUGUUACAUCCCACCUUGCUUGAGAAGCUUGUGUUGAAUGGCUUUGGAUCUGUGCCUGCAAAGGUUCUCUUGCAGCUAUCUUCCGUGUUUGAAAAGGGGGGCUUACGUGACAGGAACGGUACAUUCCAGUACAAGGAUCAUCUACGCCAAGGCAAUGUUCCAAUCCUUGCUCUUGCUGGAGACCAAGACCUUAUUUGUCCACCUGAAGCGGUAUAUGAAACUGUGAAAGAAAUUCCUAGGCAGUUAGUUUCCUACAAAGUUCUUGGCAAGCCUGGUGGACCUCACUAUGCUCACUAUGAUAUUGUGGGAAGCCGUCUGGCAUCAAGUGAAGUAUAUCCGUUGGUAGCUGAUUUUCUUAACCGCCAUGACAUGGUUUGAUUUUACCAUACCAUUCAGCUCCUUUAGAUAUAUACAUCCCACCAGUUGAAAUAAGGAACAGUAGUGUAUCUUCCAUGAUAAAGUAUACGAAGAUUUCUCACUGUAUAUACACAAUUGUAUGACCAAUAUACAACCCUGUGAAGAAUAUAUGAAGCGAAUUAUUGGCUAGGGAAGGUCUAGGUUAUCUAA
Molecule: messenger RNA, 2077 nt
Organism: Cucumis sativus (cucumber)
Lineage: Eukaryota; Viridiplantae; Streptophyta; Magnoliopsida; Cucurbitales; Cucurbitaceae
Exons: 10
Coding region: 431-1888 (485 amino acids)
Biological process (GO): proteolysis
Molecular function (GO): serine-type endopeptidase activity
Source: RefSeq, a predicted model, not a curated record